Molecule: messenger RNA, 6936 nt
Organism: Mya arenaria
Lineage: Eukaryota; Metazoa; Mollusca; Bivalvia; Myida; Myidae
Product: piwi-like protein 1
Exons: 19
Coding region: 154-2766 (870 amino acids)
Biological process (GO): regulatory ncRNA-mediated gene silencing
Cellular component (GO): P granule
Molecular function (GO): piRNA binding; protein binding
Source: RefSeq, a predicted model, not a curated record
CAUUUGUCUAUCAAAGCGGCUUGACGAUUGAGAGGAAGUUUUAACAGAUAAAUCGGAUAUAAUAUACCGGAUAGAGGUUUUGUUGUUGUUGUUGAUGUUGUUUAAAUCUUGGAAGCCCUCUGCCUCUGAUAAAGUUAAGUUCCAUUUUGAGCCAUGACGGGACGUGCUAGGGGUAGGGCAAGGGGUCGAGCCCGGGUAACAGCAGAUGAACCUGCCCCUAGGCCAGGGGAGGGUCCUGUGCAACAACAGCAACAACAACAACAACAGCAGCAACUACCACAGCAAGAGUUGUAUAACAGACAAGCAGAUGGAGGCCUGCACCCAGCCAGCAGGCGAGCUGCUUACAGAGGUGGUGCGCGGGCACAGCACCCGGGCAUAGAGGGUGCGGAGGCCCAGGCACCAGUGCAUGAGAUGUCUGCCCUGGAACUGGGGGAAAGAGCCCAGGAGCGGGAUCCUAAGACUAUGAGACAAGAAGACAAAGUUGGUACUGCUGGUCUACAGGUUCCCCUGAUGACCAACUACUUCAGCCUAGAGCACAACCCCGACUGGCACCAGUAUCAGUACCACGUCACCUUCACCCCGGAUAUACAAUCUAUAAAGCUGAGAAAAGCCCUUCUCUACCAACAUGAGGAGCUCCUUGGGAGGACACGGAUAUGUGAUGGGAGCAUUUUGUAUAUGCAGCACAGGCUUCCAGAUGAUGUGACUGAGGUGGUAUCACAGAUGAGACAUGACAAUUCCAUUGUUCAAUUGAAGAUCAAACUGACCUGUGAACUCCAACCCAAUGAUCCACAGUGUAUUAAGGUCAACGAUAUCAUUUUAAGGACAGUAUUAGGCAAGAUGGGUAUGAAGUUGAUUGGCCGCAACUACUAUAACCCAGAACUAUCGAUCCCCAUUCCACAACAUCGGUUAGUCAUCCUCCCAGGGUUCGUAACGUCCAUCGUUCAAUACGAGAGUAAAGUUUUGCUCAACUUAGACUUAUCACACAAGAUCUUACGCUCCGACACCGUCCUUGACAUUAUGUACGACCUCCACCACCGCUUCACUGAGUUUGAACAUUUCAAGACAGAAUGUUUGCGUACACUUCUCGGAACAAUUGUUCUCACAAGAUAUAACAACAAAACAUACCGGGUGUCUGACAUUGAGUGGCACAAGAAUCCCAUGGACACUUUCAGACUUCAUGAUGGCUCAGAAAUAACGUACAAGGACUAUUACAUGCGGCAAUAUGAGAUUACCAUUACCGAAGAGUCGCAGUACCUACUUGUGAUUCGCCCCAGCGCCAAGGACCGACGGCGCGGACAGACUGACAACAUUUUCCUUGUACCAGAGCUUUGUGUUCUCACAGGCUUGUCUGAUGAUGCACGCAGUGACUUUAGAGUGAUGAAGGAUGUAGCUCAGUACACGAGAAUAGACCCUACACAGCGAGUACGAACACUAGAGAGCUUCAUGAGGCAGCUCAACAGUAACCAAACAGUAACUUCAUUCCUAGGAUCCUGGAACCUGAGGCCGUCAGAGUCUGUCAUGACCCUGCAGGGCCGGGUCUUGCCAAAGGAGGAAAUAAGACAGCCAGAAGGAAAUGUGCUGAAGUAUGACCAAGAACGGGCAGACUGGAGUCAGGACAUGCGAGGAAAGAGCAUGAUUACUUCAGUCGAUAUGAUCGACUGGUUGGUCGUUUUCACACAGCGGACAAGAAACCAGACCCAGGAGUUUGUGCAGACUCUGUCCCGCGUGGGCCCACCAAUGGGCAUGAGAAUUAACAAUCCCAUUCCGAUUGAACUUCACGAUGAUCGGAACAAUAGCUAUCUCCAGGGCAUCAAGGAUAAUCUAAAUGGUAGAAUACAGAUGGUUUUGAUCAUUACCCCUACAAACAAGAAGGACAGAUAUGACGCCAUCAAAAAACUAUGCUGUGUCGAUCAUCCAGUUCCUAGCCAAGUGGUGGUAGCACGUACUCUGAACAAGAAACAGAUGAUGAUGUCGGUAGCAACAAAGGUGGCUAUACAGAUGAACUGUAAGAUGGGUGGCCGGGUUUGGGCCCUGCACAUCCCGAUGAGCGGCCUGAUGGUUGUUGGUCUAGACACGUACCAUGAUUCGGCCAAGAAGGGUCAGUCGGUUGGCGGGUUUAUUGCGAGUAUGAAUCAAGAUCUCACACGCUACUUCAGUCGAUGUACGUUCCAGGAGAGGCAUCAGGAAAUGGUUGAUAAACUCACUCCUUGCUUUGGAGCUGCCCUGAAAAAGUACCAUGAGGUGAAUGGCAGGCUCCCUGAGCGCAUCAUCGUGUAUCGGGAUGGUGUUGGGGAUGGACAGCUGGAGGCUGUGAAAGAACAUGAGAUUCCGCAGAUGAUGGAGGCUUUCACACUGGCUGCGGGUACGAAUUACAAACCAGGGGUUGCCUUUAUUGUGGUCAAGAAGCGUAUCAACUCAAGAUUCUUUGCCAAGCAUGGUCAAAACCUGGUCAACCCCGCCCCUGGGACCGUAAUAGACAACACCGUCACUAAACCGGACUGGUUCGAUUUCUUCCUGGUGUCACAGUCCGUGAGGCAAGGAACGGUGACUCCAACUCACUACAACGUGAUAAAAGACACAAUCGGAAUGAAGGCGGACCACUUCCAAAGGCUUUCAUAUAAACUCUGUCACCUUUACUAUAACUGGCCCGGCACCAUCCGAGUACCAGCCCCAUGCCAGUAUGCUCACAAGCUGGCCUUUCUUGUGGGACAGAGCAUCCAUAGGGACCCAGCAGUUGAGUUGUCUGACAAGCUGUUUUUCCUAUAGGCUCUGGAGAAAAGUUUCAUAAUGGAUUCUAGACUCUGGAGAAAAGUUUUAUAGUGGAUCUCAAGGUGCAGUGGCAAUCAAUAUUACAGGACAUUUCAGGGAUGACCUCAGAAUGUGCAGCUAUGCAAACAGCAAUAUUCUCAGGGUUUAACAAUUUGUUGAAUUGUGUUAUUUAAGUGUUGUUUUGUUUAGAAGCCAAUUGUAUUACAAUUCUCUCCCUUUGUGUUUGCAUGCUUUGAAGUGUUUUGAUAUGAAAAAAUGAUGAAAGCAAGGGGGGGGGGGGUCAAUGAGGGUUAUAAGGUGGAACUGCAAUUAUCUUAAAUAUGUAUACAUUUCGCAAAUGGAAAAACAAAAACAUACAGAAAAAAUAUUUCUUCAGUUUUGAAUUCAUUUUGAUACUGGCUUAAUUUUAAGAAGCAAAAUAACGGAAUUAAAAUAAUUUUUGAAAAAAAAAUUCCUUCUAUGUUUAUAACAAGUGAUAUCAGGAAUUAACAUUAUUUAUAUUUCGUACAUUACCUAUGUUGAUUAAUAUUUGAUGAAAUCAUGUUAAAUAUUUUUUUAAAUGUAAUACCAUUAUAUACCUGCUGUUUAGACUGUUUAUUUUACGGAUAAUAUUUCUAUUUAUCUAUUUAUAAAUCAGUUUAUUAUGCCCCCCUUCGAAGAAGAGGGGUAUAUUGCUUUGCACAUGUCUGUCGGUCGGUCAGUUGGUCGGUCAAUCCGUCAGUAGACCAAAGCUUGUCUGAGUGAUAACUCAACAAUUCCUUGACAUAUGGUCAUCAAAUUUGACAUGAAGGUUGGACCUGACCAGUAGAUGACCCCUAUUGAUUUUAGAGCUCAUCGGGUCAAAGGUCAAGGUCACAGUGACCUUUAAUGGAUGAAAGGAUUUUAAAGCUUGUCCGAGUGAUAACUCAACAAUGCCUAGACCCAUGGUCAUCAAACUUGAUAUGUAAGUUGGGCCUGACCAGUAGAUGACCCCUAUUGUUUUUUUUGGGUUAUCGGUCAAAGGUCAAGGUCACAGUGACCUUGAAUGGUAAAAGGUUGUCCGAGUGAUAACUUGACAAUGCCUGCACUCAUGGCCCUCAUACUUGACUUGGAGGUUGGGACUGGCCAGUAGAUGGCCCCUUUUGAUUUUAGGGGUCAUUGGGCCAAAGUUCAAGGUCGCAGUGACCUUGAAUGAUAAAAGGUUGUCUAAUGAUAACUCAACAAUGCCUGCAGCCAUGACCCUCAAACUUGACUUGGAGGUUGGGCCUGACCAGUAGAUGACCCCUAUUGAUUUUAGAGGGCAAAGGUCAAGUCACAGUGACCUUGAAAGCAAACUCGACAAUACCUCGACCUAUGGUCAUCAAACUUGACAUGAAGGGUUGGGCUUGACCAGUAGAUGACCCCUAUCGACUUUGGGGGUCAUUGGGCCAAGGUCAAGGUCACAAUAACCUAUAACUCAGAAAAGUUUACAAAUCUUCUCCCAGUGAUAUCUCAACAAUGCAUGAACCUAUGAUCAUCAAACUUGACAUGGAUGUUGGGCUUGACCAGAAGAUGACUCUUAUUGAUUUAAGGAGUCAUUGGGUCAAAGGUCAAGGUCACAGUGACCUUAAAUGGUAAAAGGUUGUCCGAGUAAUAACUCGCCAAUGCCUGCACCCAUGGCCCUCAAACUUGACUUUGAGUUGUAUCUGACCUGUAGGUGACCCCUUAUGAUUUUAGGGGUCAUCGGGUCAAAGGUCAAGGUCACAGUGACUUUGAUAAAAAAAGCUUGUCUGUGUUAUAACUUGACAAUGCCUGCACCCAUGGCCACUUCACAUUUAGGUUUUUGGUGACCAGCUGAUGACUCCUAUGGACUUUGAGGUCAUAGAGUCAAAGGUCAUGGUCAUUACACACUCUAUCCUCACACUUGAAUGGUCAUAAUCUUAAAACUGCCUUAACGGCAACCGACAUCAGUGACAAAUCAGCUGUCAUAUCGGUCCAUGCAUAUUUCAUUCGAUUGUCCAUAUAAUCGUGACAACAUGGCGCUUAGGGGGAGCAUAAUGUUUGACAAACAUCUCUUGUUUAUUAAUGCAUUUAUUUGCUCACUAAUAUAUGCAAUACAAAUACUGUCAUAUUAGUCAGGUACAGUUACUCUGUUUUCCUUGUACUGUAUCUAUUACAUGUAAACGUAUAAGACUACUCAUAACUAAACCAUUUCUCAACUACAUAUUUAUAUAGCAUUAACACACUUUAGAAAUGAUAUUUUUUACAUAUGUUUAAAUGUUUUGUCCUAGGUCUAGUGUGUUGUCAUGGAGAUCAGAAAUCUAGUUGCUGUAUUGGAUAAAUUACCCUUUUUUCUUCCAUCAAUGUUAGAGUACCGUACAUUGAACUUCAUUUGUAUGACUAUGCAAACAUUUUCAUUGAAAGGUGUUAUUUUCUUGUUAUGAUACUGCAAAUUUCAUGUACAUUGUUGUGUGUGUCACAGACAGCAGAACCAAAUUUUUCUGUUAUUUGUAAAUGUCUUUUUUAUAAAAUUUAUAAGAAAUACAUUCAUGUAUUUUGUUGUUAUUAUGGAUUUUAGAUGUUUAUGCAAAAAGUUGUUGUGAUUUUUUUGAAAAAAAAGCAAGUAUGAGAACUUUCGGUUUGAAGAAAUUUUAAUAUUUUGUAGUUUCUGUUUAAAGAUGAGGGCUGGAUUUUAUAUAAGGAAUACUUAAUCAAAAUACAGUCACUGCACGGCGUUUUACCCCAUUCAUUUAAAAUUGUUGAAUAAACUGUAAAGCAUUCUCAGAUUGAACAUGUCUGAGCUGAAAUGAUAACAUUUGAAUGAAAAUCAAAAAAUUUAUCAUGAAAAAACACCUUGUCCCUACAGUAUUUUAACCACAUGUAUUUGUUGUUACUUUAUUUACUCUGUCUUAAAUGACAUUCUCAGGAAUAGUUGUAGACAUAUCGACAAUUGCACUUUGAAACUGUGUAUUAUGUUUUUAUUCUUACCAAACAGUGCCUUCUUGGUUGUGGAUUUUUUUCUUACAGCUACGCAUUUUUGUCAAACAAUUUUUAUUCAUGUUUUAUGUGUUAGAUUUUUUAUCUGUAAUUAUAUUUUAUAAUUUAAUACUCUUUACAGUGAUUUAUAUAGACUUAUCAGUGAAAUAAAAAUGAUAUUUCACAAUUUUAAACAGUAAAAAAAGAAGGUAUUUUUCACUGUUAUGAAAUUGUAGUAAAUAUUUCGCUUUUGGCUAUUCCAGCUGUGAAAUAUUAUAUUAAUAUUUAUUUAUACCUGUAUGAUAAUAAGAAAUGCUCUGUACCGUUGUUCAGUAUUAUAAACAAGGUAGAAAUCUCAUUUUCAAUUUAUCAUCUUCAAUGUGUAACAUAAAAUGUACACAUGCAUAACAUUCAAUUAUUAGAAUGCAUUGUCUGCAGUUUAAGCAGUGUUAUUCCAUUUAAACAUACACCCCUAACAAGGAAGGCAAAACAAAGAAAUUCUGAAGGGGGUGGUUUGAUUUUUGAUUCUUAAAGUUUAAAAGAACUUCUAGAGGGUAAACUGGCCAAGUUUUAAAGUGCCUUCCUGUGGUCGGUUGUAUGUUUAAAUAAAAUAGUAUUAAGUAUUUAUGCAGAGCCAAUUGAUUUUUCCAAUUUUCAGAAUGAAUUCAUGAAUCAAGUGUUUGUGUAAUUUUACUGCUCUUGGCUAGCUUUCCUGGCUGCUAUUUUUCAUCUACUUAUUUGCAUGAGUCUUUGAGUUUGUAUAUUUAAGUAAAGAAUAUCUCAUUAAAAUUUUAUGGAUUGGUUAUCUCUUCAUUUGAAAAAAAAUAUUAUAAAGGAUUUACCCCACUUUGAAGUUUUAAAAGAACAGUUGAUCUGUAUAAGCGAUAUAAAUAUUGCUAAGGUAUAAUAAUUGUUGGCAUGUUAAACACAUGUUGAAGAGUAAACUACACGUUAAAGAGUAUACUAAAAUUAAUGAAAAACAUAUUUUCCCCUAAAUUUUUGUUGUCAAAUACUAGCUUGUCCAACUUUUAAGUAUUAAAAGUUGUAUGACUUGUUCCUAUCUAUGCUUCUGGAUAUUAAUUACAGCCAUUUAAUUUUGGGGUUGUUUUAAUUUUGUUUCUGGAGUGCUUGCAAUAUUUUUCAUGUUUUACAGUUUGGUUAUUCAUCCUGAUAUAUUUGAUCUUAGAUGUUAAUGUUUGCUAAAUUGUUAGAAUAUAUUUUAGUCGACUAUAA